Oryza brachyantha (malo sina) is the source of this 1953-nucleotide messenger RNA. Its product is annotated as probable monogalactosyldiacylglycerol synthase 3, chloroplastic. NCBI's taxonomy places the organism in Eukaryota, Viridiplantae, Streptophyta, Magnoliopsida, Poales, Poaceae. Bases 186 to 1703 code for a protein of 505 amino acids. The transcript is spliced from 8 exons. The record is from RefSeq and is a predicted model, not a curated record. Gene Ontology annotation, biological process: glycolipid biosynthetic process. Gene Ontology annotation, molecular function: hexosyltransferase activity.
AGCAGCCCAACCAGCGGGAGCCCCACCCCCUAUUUCUCUCUCCUCCCCGUCCUCCUCCUCCGCUUCUCCUCCCGUCCCCUCCGACCCCUCGCCUCGCCUCGCACCUCCUCCUCCUCUUCUUCUUCUCUCUCCCUCUCGCUCUCUUGUCGGCAGCAAGAGGGAAGGGCGGAGGAGGGGGGCGCGCGAUGGCGGCGUCGAUGGCGUCGCCGCGGGGGCGGUCGAUCCGGGAGACGGUGCUGGAGACGGUGGCGGCGUACCACCACCAGCAGAGGAUGAGGCGCAAGUUCAGGAAGAGCCUCUCCUACGCCGGGGAGCUCUCCUCGGCGGGGGGCGCGCGCGGGGAGGGCGGGAUGAUGGGCCCCUCCUCGUCGGCGUCCACCACCUCGCUCUGCGGGCCCGACGAGGACGACGAGCCCUUCUGGGAGGAGGAGGAGGGCACCGUCGAGCUCGUGCAGCUCGGGGCCAACCGGGCUAAGAACGUGCUCAUCCUCAUGAGCGACACCGGCGGCGGCCACCGCGCCUCCGCGGAGGCCAUCAAGGACGCCUUCCGCAUCGAGUUCGGCGACGACUACCGGGUCUUUGUCAAGGAUCUGUGCAAGGAUCACGCGGGGUGGCCGCUGAACAACAUGGAGAGCUCGUACAAGUUCAUGGUGAAGCAUGUGCAGCUCUGGAAGGUGGCCUUCCACACCACGUCGCCUAGAUGGGUCCAUUGCUUCUACCUCGCCGCCCUCGCCUCAUUCUAUGCCAAGAAGGUUGAGGCUGGACUCAAGAAGUACAAGCCAGAUAUUAUAAUUAGUGUCCACCCCCUCAUGCAACACAUUCCUCUAUGGGUACUCAAAUGGCAAGGGCUACAAAAUAGAGUGGUCUUCGUCACUGUCAUCACAGACCUCAACACUUGCCACCCUACAUGGUUCCAUGCUGAUGUCAAUAGAUGUUACUGCCCAUCAGAAGAAGUUGCGAAGAGAGCAGCACUGGAUGACCUACAACCUUCUCAAAUCCGUGUGUUUGGUCUUCCGAUUCGACCAUCAUUCUGCCGGGCAGUUCUUGUUAAGGAUGAUUUGAGGAAGGAACUUGAAUUGGAUCCUGAACUGCCAGCAGUAUUGCUGAUGGGAGGUGGAGAGGGCAUGGGUCCUGUCAAGAAGACUGCAAGAGCUCUUGGGGAGUCGUUAUUUGACAAGGAGCUUGGAAAACCAAUUGGGCAGCUGAUUGUCAUUUGUGGUCGGAACAAAACAUUGAGCGCCUCAUUGCAAGCUCUUGAAUGGAAAAUACCAAUAAAGGUUAGGGGAUUUGAGACCCAGAUGGAGAAAUGGAUGGGGGCUUGUGACUGCAUUAUAACAAAGGCUGGACCAGGUACCAUCGCUGAAGCCUUGAUUAGGGGGUUGCCUAUCAUCCUUAAUGACUUCAUACCUGGACAGGAAGUUGGCAAUGUCCCUUAUGUUGUGGACAACGGUGCUGGUGUCUUCUCCAAAAGUUCCAGGGAAACUGCUAAACUUGUUGCCCGCUGGUUUGGUCCAGAUUCUGAUGAACUGAAGAGGAUGUCAGAAAAUGCAUUGAAAUUGGCUCAGCCAGAAGCGGUGUUUGAUAUUGUCAGAGACAUCCAUGAGCUAUCUCGGGAGCAAGGGGUGAUCUCACAGAUAUCCAGUUCCUUGACAUCAUCCUUUUUCAUACCAUCGCCAGAAACCACACCUAUACAACUUAUGUGAAAAAUCUGUGAAUAGCUAGAACUGCAUUCUUUGACUUGUGAAAUUUGCCUUUGUCCUAAAAUGUCCUGAAAAGUGUAAAAAUGGUGUCAAGCGAUUUAGCAGGUCUGUUUCAUCUCUCCCAUGGCGUUGGGAUUGGAUAAGCAGGAUUUCCACUGCUUUCAGUGGGUGGUUGCUCAUGGUAGUUAUGGGCUUGUUUGACUGACAGCUGCUCCUGUGUAAUAUGGUGCUCAUAUUCAGUUUGUUGUUAAAA